GCGGCGGGGCGGCCCGCGCGGAGCCUGCCGUCCGUGGCAGCGCGGCGCUGAGCGUGCCGGGGUUACGCCGAGAGCAAAGUGAAACCGGACGCUGCCCUUGGGCGGAGCCAAAGCUGUAGGCAGCGUUUUCCUACGGGAGGUGGAGCCGAAGAGUACGGGGCUCUCGGAUUGUAGCAACGGAAUAAAACAUUUAAAAAGA
This is a messenger RNA of Chinchilla lanigera (long-tailed chinchilla), 199 nucleotides long. Its product is annotated as methyl-CpG-binding domain protein 2-like. The record is from RefSeq and is a predicted model, not a curated record. Lineage: Eukaryota; Metazoa; Chordata; Mammalia; Rodentia; Chinchillidae.